This is a messenger RNA of Stegostoma tigrinum, 4159 nucleotides long. RefSeq lists its product as uncharacterized. The record is from RefSeq and is a predicted model, not a curated record. Gene Ontology annotation, biological process: sterol metabolic process. The transcript is spliced from 14 exons. The coding region runs from base 105 to 1454 and encodes 449 amino acids. Gene Ontology annotation, molecular function: monooxygenase activity; iron ion binding; heme binding. Lineage: Eukaryota; Metazoa; Chordata; Chondrichthyes; Orectolobiformes; Stegostomatidae.
CGGGCCCGCCUCUCGCCCCGGGGACACACUGAUCCGUGAAGGGAACAGGCGGCGGCGGGGUUCGGUCGGUCCACUGUCCGGCUGGAGGGGAAGAUUAUUGCACAAUGUCCCAGAUCCGGAUUCCUGGAACUUCAGGAUAUGCUUUAAUGAGUGAUAAAUCAUUGGAGUUCUAUAAGGACCCAAUGCAUUUUUGCAACAGUCGAAUUCAUAGCUAUGGAAGCAGGGUUUUCCAAGCACGUCUCCUCAACAAACCAACUAUAUUUGUAUGUUCAGUGAAAGGAAUGAAAGAAUUGCUCUGUGCUAGGAUAUCAGUAUUUGAAAAGGAUCCUUCUGCAGUUAUGCAUGAAUUGUAUGGUGGCAAUCUAGUAACAACAGAUGAGAAAGUCAAUGUCUUUGACACAUCCUAUACUACCUCUAUGUGUAAGCUGUUUGGAGACACCGUCUGCUUCACUAAUGGAGAAGAAGCUCAGUUAUUAAGGCUGUCAUUAAUGCAACUUUUUAGAGGCAAGGCUGUUGAUACCUAUGCAGAUUAUGUUAACAGAGUUUGUAUAAGGAAUCUGAAAGACCUCUCGCUGAGCAGUGAGCCCGUUGCAGUUUAUACUAUGUUCAAACGUUUGGCUACAGAACUGGUACUAGGAAUUUUUCUUAAUGUUGAUGCAGAGGAAUCUGCAGCACUCUCCAAACAGAUUACACAGCUUUCAACGCAACACUGGCAUGGAUUGAUCUCUGCUCCUGUGAAAGUGAAAGUAUCAGUGUGGUCCUCAGCAUUUACUCAGGCACUGGAAGCAAAAGAAAAGCUGCUUAGCAUCAUUAAUGAACGUCUGAAGAGCGAGGAGGAUGGGCUGAUCUCCAAAAUAAAGACUGUACCAUUCCCAGAAAACACCAAUGCAGCACAGCAUCUUCUCCUGUUCAUUUCGGCACUAAUCCCCAAGGCACUUGCAUCGUUGUUGACCUCCUUUACUCUGGAGCUUGCUGGCUCAGACAAGGUUGAUCUCCGCAAACGAGCUCAAGAAAGUGAAGAUUAUUUAGACCACGUGCUUCUAGAGGUGGAAAGACUCUGGCCGUCCUUUAUUGGGGGUCGAAGAAUCGCAAAGCAGGACACCACCCUAUGUGGUUAUGUGGUCCCCAAGGGUUAUGUAGCAUUAUUCGUCGCCUUUGCUGUCCAUAGGGAUCCUGAAAUUUUUGAUGAUCCUGAUGAAUUCCAACCUGAAAGAUGGUCUGGGAGAAAUGCUGGUCAAGAAAAGCUCCUGUGCUGUUUUGGAAAUGGAUCUAGAAACUGUAUUGGCAUUGAUCUGAACAACGUGAUAUUGAAGACAACAGCUGGAUAUUUGCUCAAUCACUACUGCUGGGAAUUGGACCCUCCCAAUCAAAGCCUGGAGUACAAAUGGCUUCCUGUCUCCCGUCCUGCUGAAGACCCCAAAAUUAAGUUCACAUCAUGUUCCAGCAAAACUUAGUUCUCUCCAUCAACUGCUCUUGAAAACACUGAUAGUUCAAUGCAUCAUUUGUCAAAGAACAGUGUGAUCAGUGAGUCACCAUACAACAGUGCAACGUGAUAACAUCACUGUGAGGACCGGAUGCAAUUGUGUCAUAAUUCAGCGUGAGACUUUUUUGGUGUUGAGCUUGCAGUAGGUAUCAAACGUCUUGUUUUUUGCUUUUGAAGGACAGAGCAAGAAAAUGUAGCUAAAAUGUCCUCCAUUUUACUGUAGAGAGUAUCUUUAUUAAAAUAGUUUUGACUUGAGUCAGUAGUGAAUCUUUUAAAACUAAAUGUGGCAAAGACUUGAAGAAAUAAUUUCCCCACAGUUUUAUCUCUGCCAUGGACCAUGGCUUAUUGUGAAUAUGGGUGUGUACUGCAUAUAAUUUUCCAACCAGCAGUUCCUGAUAGACACUGCCAGUAGGCAAAACUUUAAAAUGAUCCUUUUAAUAUGAGCUGAAUACAUUAGACCAAGUACAUUUUUAUAUAGCACUGCUUAAGGAUGUAUAUCCAUGGUAACCACAGUAGUCAGUAGAUUUUUCAUUCAUUCCUUUCUGUUACCACCAUUCCAAAUCUCCCAAGUCUCUCACUGAAGAGCAAAUAUUACAAUGUGGAUUCCUACCUCUGAAUAUAGCGCACAAAGAAUAAUUAACAAUACCAGCACACUGGAUUGGGUAGUGUCAGUUUUUAGGGGUCACUUAAAGGAAAAGAUAGCUGCAAAAGUAGCUGCUGUAAUUGUGAACCAUCUCCCUUCAAUUUUCUAAACAAAUCUUUGAACAUCACCUGUAAUCAAAAACACUUUACACUCUUAAUUAUAAAAAGGCUUCUUAAACUCAUCUGCUAAUAGGUAAUUAUUGGUUUAAAAAGUGCCAUGUGCCUCACUUAAUCCAAUCUACAAAAUGGUGUAUCGGUUAUACUGCUAGGAUUGCAAACCUGACAACACAGGCCUUUUAGCGCUUUCAGCCAAUGUAUACAUGAUAGUUACAUGCAAAUUUUAUCAGUUAAAACUUUGAACCAAAAAGAAAGGGUUACCAGCUCACACAAAGUAAAUAUUUUAGUCUUUUGAUAAAUUUCCAUGAAAGUGAAUCCCAAAUGCUGUAUUUUCUGGUUGUUUAACAUUGAAUAUUUUGCCUCGUGAAGAACAGUAAUCAAUGUUUGCUCUGAAAAAUAUAGGAACAAAAAAUGUAGGUAUAGGUCUUUUGCCCCCUCGAACUUGCUUUGCCAUUCAAUAGGUUUGUGGCUUAUCUUCUUAUGAUUAUACAUUUAACUGUACCUUUUAUACCGACCUUCCAAAUCCCUUGACUCACUUGUCAGACAAAAUCUUCUCCAACAUCUGCAGUUCCCAUUAUCUCUGAUUACAAUUUUAACCUCAUUGCGAAGCCUCUUCCAGGGACGCCUAACCUGAAGUUACCUUCCUCCCUCCGGACCAACCUCAGGGAAUCUCUCUCCCACUGCAACUCUACCUGUCUGUCUUCCCUGGACUGACCUAUCCCCUCCCUAUCACCCCACCUAUACUCUCCUCUCCACCUAUCUUCUUUUCUCUCCAUCUUUGGUCCGCCUGCCCCUCUCUCUCUCUUUAUUCCAGAACCCUCUCCCCAUCCCCCUCUCUGAAGGGUCUAGGCCCGAAACGUCAGCUUUUGUGCUCCUGAGAUGCUGCUUGGCCUGCUGUGUUCAUCCAGCUACACACUUUGUUAUCUUGGGAACUGCAGUUGCUGAAGAAUCCAUUAUCCCAGAUUUUCGUGUCUGUUUGGAGACAAAAAUGGCAAAAAACUCAUUUUGUUGCAAAUUUGAAUUUCUAGGCCUUUUCAACCCAUGCCAUUUUUAAAUGGUUAUUCUGUGGAAUGGACACAGUCUAAGUUCAUUCCCCUCACAUUGCUUAUGAGGUCCUUUUUUGCAGAGCCCUUGAAAAAUCAGUAUUUCUUGUCCCACAAUGUUUCCAUUGUGUCUGGUGAAUUUUGGAAUAUGUCUGAAAACUUGCUUGUUUAAGAGCUUGGGAACCAUGUGGCGAGCCUGUUGAGGCAGAAGCACUAUGAUAGUUGCCACCAAAUUGCACAGGUAUCCCAAAGAAAACUGAUUUCUAUUCUGUAUGUUCUGUUUUUUAAAUUCUGUUUCUUUUUAAAAUGAACAACCUUGCUGGACUCCAUGGCUAAGGCUCUUCGUAUGAUUAUAAAUCAGAAGCUCCUGGAAACACGUUGUAUAGAUAUCCAGCUAAAACUGAUAAGAUGGACUUGGAAACAAGAGAGGGCACAGAUUUAAAAGGGACCUGAGGGGCAACAUUUUCACAUGGAGGCUCAUGUGUGGAAUCAGCUGCUCGAGGAAGUGGUAAACGCAGUUACGGCUGCAGAAGAACAUACGACCUAAAGAAGGAUGAAAUGCAUUAAUAGUUCAAAUUUGUUCUGCAUUGGGAUUUAGUUGAAAAUCACUGCUCUAGGGUAUACAAGGGUCAUCUGGUACAAAGUGCAUCUGUCAUAGAAUUCUACAGAGAAGCCUGAUCUUGUUACUGUGAACAUAAAAAUCCUUAUUUAGCCCUAUACAAUCUCAUUCAUUGGAACAGAUGGUGUUUGAAAAUGAGUUGCCACAUUUUGAUGCUUCUAUUAAGAACUUGCUAAUUGUCUUCUAUACAUUACUUAGUUUUUUCUGUAAUAAAUUUAUGAUCUUCUAUUAAAAAGUAUCUGAAGCCUUGUGAAA